AUGCAUUUUUCCACCGUCCUCACUUUCCUCGCUGCCGUCGCAACUCUUGCCUCGGCGAGCCCUUCCCUCAACACCAAGCGCGACGACACGGUCUGCGCACCGGGUACUGGCUUCUUCCAGUCCUGUGCCAAUGGCUUCCGCGGCUGCUGCAAGUCCGACGCCUGCACCAUCGGCUACUGCCCCGGCUCUGACGCUUGCACUCUCGGUUACUGCCCUACUACCUCUGCCUCCGAGAAGCGUCAGGAUCCCACCGUCUGUGCCCCUGGCACCGGCUUCUUCCAGUCCUGCUCAAACGGUUUCCGCGGCUGCUGCAAGUCCGACGCCUGCACCUUGGGAUACUGCCCCGACCUGGCCAUCGCCUCCUCCUCAAAACGCGCCGCCGACCCUACAGUCUGCGCUCCCGGCACCGGCUUCUUCCAGUCGUGCGCCAACGGCUUCCGCGGGUGCUGCAAGCAGGACGCCUGUACCAUUGGCUACUGCCCGGACGUCAAGACCUUUGAGACGGUGACCAAGACGGCCCCUCAGACGACCGCCACCCCGACCCCCGAGAGCAAGUCCAACGCCAACGCUGAUCCCACUGUCUGCGCACCCGGUACCGGCUUCUUCCAGUCGUGCGCUAACGGAUUUCGCGGGUGCUGCAAGUCUGACGCUUGCACUAUCGGCUACUGCCCUUCCAACUAA
Messenger RNA from Colletotrichum acutatum, 681 nucleotides. RefSeq lists its product as uncharacterized. The transcript has 2 exons. The coding region runs from base 1 to 681 and encodes 226 amino acids. NCBI's taxonomy places the organism in Eukaryota, Fungi, Ascomycota, Sordariomycetes, Glomerellales, Glomerellaceae. The record is from RefSeq and is a predicted model, not a curated record.